Molecule: messenger RNA, 3718 nt
Organism: Monodelphis domestica (gray short-tailed opossum)
Lineage: Eukaryota; Metazoa; Chordata; Mammalia; Didelphimorphia; Didelphidae
Gene: FBXO21
Product: F-box protein 21
Molecular function (GO): DNA binding; protein binding
Source: RefSeq, a predicted model, not a curated record
CUGAGGACGUCAUAAAGUUCUCCACGUGGUUUAAUCGGGAUGCUAAUUUAGCGACGCUCCCUCCACGCCGCUCCGUAAACAUACGUAUCUGAAGACCGUUAGACGGGAUUUUGGCGACACGCCCUAACGCAGGGUAGGAACGCUGUGACGUCUUCAGGUACACAUUCAAGAUGGCGGCGGCUGAGGAGACAGCGGCAGCGGGGACUGCCGCGGCCCGGGCCCUGGACCCCGCCUCGUCCCCUGACUCUGGAGACUGUCCGGCCGUGGCGGCCCCGGGGACCCUGGGCCUUACGGACCUGCCCGGAGAGCUGCUGGAGCUUAUCCUUUGCUGCCGCUCGCUGGGCGCCGCCGACCUGGGCCACGUCGCCUGCACCUGCCGGCGGCUGCGCGAGCUGUGCCAGGGCGGCGGCAACGUGUGGCGGCGGCAGUUCCGAGAGAGGUGGCCGUCCCUCCUCAAGUACUACAGCCACACCGAGGGUGUGAACUGGCUGGAAGAGUACAAAGCCCGCCAGGGCGCCGGUCUGGAAGCCCGAAGAAUCGUUGCCUCAUUCUCUAAACGGUUCUUCUCAGAGCAUGUCCCUUGUAAUGGCUUCAGUGACAUUGAGGACCUUGGGUGCCCAGGACACUUUUUUGAGGAUGAACUGAUGUCCAUCCUUAAUAUGGAAGGAAGGAAAGCUUUGACCUGGAAAUACUAUGCCAAGAAAAUCCUUUAUUUCCUACGACAACAAAAGAUCUUGAAGAAUCUGAAGGCGUUUCUUCAGCGGCCAGAGGACCACGAAUCAUUUCUAGAAGGUGCUGUGUUAAUUGACCAGUAUUGCAAUCCUCUUGCUGAUAUCUGCCUAAAAGAUAUACAGGCUCAAGUUGAAAGUAUUACAGACCAAGUUCGCAAAGUCCUACGUGGGAAAAACUGUCGCCACCCCAGCUUGGCCUUCAAGGCAGGCGGGGCCAUGAUCACUGAAGGGGAGCUCCAGAGCCAGGUCCUGGAAGCCAUCAACUACGUCCUUUAUGACCAGCUAAAGUACAGGGGCAACCGGAUGGAUUACUACAAUGCCCUGAACCUGUAUAUCCACCAGGUUUUGGGCCGAAGAACAGGAAUUCCAAUUAGUCUCUCUGUCCUCUAUUUAACAAUUGCCAGACAGCUAGGAGUCCGACUAGAGCCAGUUAACUUCCCUAGUCACUUUUUGCUGAGAUGGUGUCAAGGCACAGAAGGGAGCCAAGACAUCUUUGACUACAUCUACAUCGACGCCUUUGGGAGAGGCAAGCAGCUGACCGUGAAGGAGUGCGAGUAUCUGAUUGGCCACCACGUGACCGAGGAAUUCUACGGCGUCGUGAGCUCCAAGAAGGUUCUGCAGCGGAUGGUGGGAAACCUCCUGAGCCUGGGAAAGCGGGAAAGCACGGAUCAGUCUUACCAGCUCUUAAGAGACUCCUUGGAUCUGUAUCUGGCCAUGUAUCCAGACCAUGUACAGCAUCUCCUGCUCCAGGCCAGGCUCUACUUCCACUUGGGAAUUUGGCCGGAAAAGGUCUUGGACAUCCUGCAGCACAUCCAGACCCUGGACCCCUCCCAGCACGGGGCGGUGGGCUACCUGGUGCAGCACACCUUGGAGCACAUCGAGCGCAAGAAGGAGGAGGUCGGGCUGGAGGUGAAGCACCGCUCGGAGGAGAAGCACCGCGACGUCUGCUACUCCAUCGGGCUCAUCAUGAAGCACAAGAGGUACGGUUAUAACUGCGUGAUCUACGGCUGGGACCCGACGUGCAUGAUGGGGCACGAGUGGAUCCGAAACAUGAAUGUGCACAGCCUCCCUCACGGGCACCAUCAGCCGUUCUACAACGUCCUGGUGGAAGACGGCUCUUGUCGGUACGCGGCCCAAGAGAACCUGGAGUACAACAUGGAGCCUCAGGAGAUCUCUCACCCCGACGUGGGCCGCUAUUUUUCAGAGUUCACCGGCACGCACUACGUGGCCAACGCGGAGCUGGAAAUCCGGUACCCGGAGGACGCGGAGUCUGUGUGUGAGACGGUGCAGAACAUUUACAGCGCCACGAAGGCGGACAAGGAGUGAGGCGGCCGGAGACAGCGAGUGCAUCCCCGCCGCCGCCCCGCGCGCCCCUGCCACCCGCGCCAGGGGCCUCCUCCGUUACACCAGGAGCGCCGUGCCGGCUCCCCGGGACGGCCCCUUCCUCCGCGCCAGGGACGCCUCCGAUGCAGCAGUGAGCGCCCUCGAGGCCUCACGGCCGGCCUCGUGUCUCGCCUCCGAGCCGUUCUGAAGCUUGUGCUUGGGGUGGCUCGUGCCCGUGAAGAGCCUGAGGAGCGAGAGGGGGCUUCAUGUUUCUAAGUCGGGUCUCCCUCCGAGGGCCUGCGCUCCUCGGCCGAAUUUGCCUUCUUCAUCCACGAGCUCAUGAACGUUUGGAGGUGGCCUUGCACGUGACCCCAGGCGUGCGGGGAGAGGCGGCUGGGCCUCUCCUGCCGGAGGCCCCCUCAUUUCAGGCAGUUGAACAGCCAUCGCGGAAACACGAAAUGGGGGCGCUUCUCCGAAGUGUGGGGAGCCCCGUCCGCCGCCCCGCUCCCGGCUCCUCCCGCUGCCUCAUGAGUUCAUGGGGGCCCCCCUUUCUGUCCCUUUAGGCCCCUUGAGAAUAUUCGUGAUAGACGUGGGCUUCGAUCGGUUUUUCUGUGCGAACCCAGCGUGGUGGCCUUGAAGCCGCUUAAAUUCCGUAAAUGGGGCUCUUCUUCCGCCAGGAGGGGUCCUUUCCGAGGGACGCGCCGCACCCACCGGCGCCCUGCCCGAUGCCGAGCCUCCCCGAACCCGCGCGGACAGUUUGAUGACCCGGCUCCCUUUCCCCGGACAGCUCAGCCCCGCAGAGAGGGAGAAGGAGACGGACUGUCUGAGCCCCGUAGGGAGGAGCGAGGGCCGGCGAGCGUGGGGCACAAACUAGGGGCCGUCGCAGGGCGACGCCGGGCGCGUCUUCUUUGAGAUUCCCUUAGUGUGGAAGCACCACGCGGAGAGGCGGCCUUGUUGAAGGGAUCCCUCGUGCUUUUCAGACGCCUGGCAGCCCCCGAUGCGCCAGGCCCGGCCCCUCCUCCCCUCGGGGAGGCCGCGAGCCCUCUCCACCCCUUCCCCUCCGUCCCGUCUGCGGAUGUGCAUGCACUCUUUCUCUAUGUGUGGAUGAGCAGUUCAUGUUUAUCAGUAAGGCCUGGUGACCGCUGCAGCCCUGGGGGAAGCCGCCACAGACCACCAGAUAGGAAAUGAAGGCCAGAAUAGCACUCGACGGCCUCCCCACUGAAGGAAAGGCGCUCCGGGCCGGACGUGGGCCAGCUUCCAAGGAGAGCCCAUCCUUAGCAGUGACAUCCAACGGGGGCUGAUCAGGAAAUGGUUGGGUUUGACUUUGCUGAAACCACUGUCAGCAUGUCCUCAGCCUGUGCAUAAAGGGGCUCUUCGGGGGACCCUUGGGGUGGGGCCGGUUCUUCACGUCAGCCGUCAUUGGGCACUUUCUCUUUUUCUGAAAGCCUCUUCUGGACCCCCCCCCCCCCGUGCCAAUCCAUUGUCAUCCCUCUGAAAAUUGCCAAAACGUGUGUCCAGCAGGCAGCGCACUUCCCCAAAAGCCUGCGCUUUGUGGGACGCCACACAGUGAAAGUGGGACAGCCGUGCAUGGCUGCCGUCGCCCAGGGAUUCGUUCUGAUAAGCCUGUGACUAAUCAUUCAGAAUAAAUGUUUGUCGUGCAGAAA